CUGUAUCACAGCAAUGAAGAUCAUGGUAGAACAAGACUAAAGACUGGCCAGAUCGGCUCACUGCCUCCAGCCCGGGGACCUCCUGAUUGCAGCCGGAGCUCCUCUCUCUGGUUAGGAAUAUGAGGAUCUGCCUACAGCCAGCAGCUCCUUGAUGUCCUCUCCUGGGAUCGUAUUGUCCUUUGAUUAGAAGAAUCGGGGAGGAGAAGCAGGCUGCCUGGGAGAUCCUGACAUGAGCAGGACAUGGAGGGAAGAGCUUGGCCCCUCCAGCCUGAGAGGUGAGAGGGGCAUCCGAGGCUAGAGCCAUCGAAGGGUGGACACCCCAUGCAUUCCAGUGUGUCAUUCUGCAUGCACGCUUCCUGCUACUGCACCUUGUCAUUGUGCCUGCUGGAGGAGGAGGAGGAGGAGGAGGUGCGCCUCAUCUGAUACAUAGCACCACCAUGCUGCCCGGAGUCGGGGUGUUCGGCACCAGCCUGACCUCCAGGGUGAUCAUCCCUCUGCUCAAGGAUGAAGGCUUCUCGGUCAAGGCUCUGUGGGGUCGGACCCAGGAAGAGGCUGAGGAACUGGCCAAGGAAAUGAGUGUCCCCUUCUAUACCAACCGCAUCGACGACGUCUUGUUGCAUCAAGAUGUGGAUCUGGUCUGCAUCAACCUACCGCCACCUCUCACCAAACAGAUUGCAGUCAAAACCCUAGGGAUCGGAAAGAACGUCAUUUGUGACAGAACAGCAACGCCUCUUGAUGCUUUCCGCAUGAUGUCGGCGGCCCAUUAUUACCCGAAGUUAAUGAGCAUCAUGGGAAAUGUGUUACGGUUUCUGCCUGCUUUUGGAAAGAUGAAACAGCUGAUUCAGGAGGGAUACGUGGGGGAGCUUCAAGUAUGUGAAGUACAGGUUCACAGUGGAAGCCUCUUGGGAAAGAAGUAUAAUUGGAGCUGUGACGACCUUAUGGGCGGAGGUGGACUGCAUUCUGUGGGUAGCUACAUAAUUGAUCUGCUGACGUUCCUGACCAGCCAGAAAGCAGUAAAGGUCCAUGGGCUUCUGAAAACAUUUGUGAAGCAGACAGACCAUAUAAAAGGAAUACGCCAGAUAACGAGUGAUGACUUUUGUACAUUUCAGAUGGUUCUGGAAGGUGGCGUUUGCUGUACAGUUACUCUAAACUUCAAUGUCCCCGGGGAAUUUAAACAAGACAUUAUAGUUGGUGGAUCAGCUGGUAGACUAAUGGUAUUGGGGACGGACCUCUACGGCCAAAGGAACACUUCACUGGAGAGAGAAUUACUGUUAAAAGAUUCUACACCUGUCAGCAACUCCCUCUUGCCUGAAAAGGCCUUUAGCGACAUACCUUCUCCUUACCUGAGAGGGACUAUUAAAAUGGUACAGGCUGUGCGGCAAGCAUUUGAAGACCAGGAAGACAGAAGAACAUGGGAUGGCAGGCCGCUUACAAUGGCAGCCACUUUUGAUGACUGUCUGUAUGCUCUGUGUGUAGUAGACACUAUAAAAAAAUCAAACCAGACUGGUGAAUGGCAAAAUAUAGUAAUAAUGACAGAGGAGCCUGAGUUAAGCCCUGCCUAUCUAAUAAGUGAAGCUAUGCGCCGGAGUCGUAUGUCUUUGUACUGUUAGCAGCCAUAGGUGACCAAAUCUGGAACCGUUUGUAAAUAACUGCUGAUUGACAUGCGUACAUGUACCAGGCCUAUGGUACAAGUUCGUGUUAUAACUUAUGCAUCUCUGUAUAACUGCUGUAGUUGGAAAGGAACUGAACUUUCCAUCACAGACAAGCUGUGAACAUUUAUGAGAAUGUAUUUUACCAUGGGGUAUUUAGCCACAAAUGCAUAACUUUAUUUGCCUUUGAGCUUCAGAAAUGGCUCACCACUGCAGAUAUGUUCAUUUUUUAAUAAGAUUAGUUUUUUCUUUUA
Rana temporaria (common frog) is the source of this 1903-nucleotide messenger RNA. RefSeq names its product glucose-fructose oxidoreductase domain containing 1 (gene GFOD1). Lineage: Eukaryota; Metazoa; Chordata; Amphibia; Anura; Ranidae. Gene Ontology annotation, molecular function: nucleotide binding. Bases 438 to 1610 code for a protein of 390 amino acids. The transcript is spliced from 2 exons. The record is from RefSeq and is a predicted model, not a curated record.